Messenger RNA from Salvelinus sp. IW2-2015, 3671 nucleotides. It is a transcript of the gene tmem110l, whose product is annotated as transmembrane protein 110, like. The record is from RefSeq and is a predicted model, not a curated record. NCBI's taxonomy places the organism in Eukaryota, Metazoa, Chordata, Actinopteri, Salmoniformes, Salmonidae. Gene Ontology annotation, cellular component: membrane.
GAGAUCCAAGGAAUUCAACAGCAGGAGGUGACGUCAGAAUCCCGCAUUUUGCGGUGUUGUUGCUUUCAAAAACAUUUGAUAUGGAGUAGAACAAUUAAACCUGUUCCGAACUUUUGUUUUCGCAUUUUCGGGGACUUUUUAUUUCGCAAAAUACUUUUGUUUUAACUUCACGAGAGAGACAUUGAGCAGUGAUAGCAUGGCAAAUACGUUGUUUUGUUUUUCUUGAGUAUAUACGGAAUUUCUCCUCGCAAACAACAGGGGAAGUGCCCCCUGUCCUUUGUCUGRCACGGGUGUUUUUAAAGUAUUCGACAUGGACAUUUACGGAUACAAUGGUGUUUUCUUGGUCAAAAGARUAUUUAAUAAUGCAGRUUUUGAGAUUUCGAACAUGUCAGACAUUACGAAGGRGAAUCCUCAGGGAUGCGAUAACGGGGCUUUGACAAACAGAUUCGGAGUCUUGAUUCAAGGGUUGCUGGCCAUAGUUGCCUUCAGCACAUUGAUGGUGAAGAGGUUCCGUGAGCCCGUAGGGAUCAGAAGACCAUGGAGGAUCUGGUUUUACGACACGUCCAAGCAGGCCAUUGGCGCUCUCUUCAUCCACUUCGCCAAUGUGUUCCUCUCCAACCUCACAGAAAUGGACCCUUGUUCCCUGUAUCUGAUGAACUUCUUGCUCGAUGCCACACUAGGCAUGCUGGUCAUCUGGGCGGGGGUCAAGGUUGUCUCCAGGAUCGUGGAGUACAAGCAGUUCACACUGCUCACCUUUGGAGAAUACGGUGACCCUCCCCAGGCUGCAGCAUGGCUCGGUCAGUGUGGUGUCUACCUUCUCAUCAUGGUCCUGGAGAAGAGUGUAGUCAGCUUGGUGCUGCUCAUUCCUGGAUGGACCAACCUGCAGUCUGUGUUGCUGGACUACAUACCUAACCCUCAGGUGGAGCUUGUGUUGGUCAUGCUCAUCGUGCCCUUCAUUGUCAACUCCAUCAUGUUCUGGGUGGUGGACAGUCUGAUGAUGAGGAAGUACAAGACUCUGAAGAGCCUGGUAGACUCCUGCGACUCCUCGACCAAGGUCGCCUCCACGGCGCCAUGGGUUACCGGCGACGAGUCACGGGUCCUGUUGACAGUCGAGACAGACACUGAGGAGGAUUGUUCAACAAUGGUCCGAGGAGGGUCCCACUCUAGCCUUCCAGUGGUGGGCAUAAUACCUAGCUGGGUGGAGGUGUAGCUCUGGUAUCCUUCUCUWCAAGACCCUGACACACACGCUGACCCGCGCCACGCACAAACACGAGCACGGCUGUGUGAAUGUACGCUCCUUCCAGAUCACACAGAUGAGCUUUUUUUCAUUGUACACAUCCCAAUGAUGUCUUUGAUGACUUGGCUGUUAUGAGGAUGAAGAGAAAAAAAGUCCUUCACCCUUGCAGUCCCUGUUUACCGAAACAACAAGCUUGGUGGGGCUAUACAGUGUCUCGUAAUGGAGAUAAUUAGAGAGCACAGUGUGAGCUUGAGGGAACACGACAGUGAUGAUGAAAGAGUAAAUCUGUCCUCUCUCUCUCGGGGGAUUUUGUGAAAAGGGUGUUUGUUGAUCUCCAAAGAGCUCMUUGACAGUACAAUCUGCUCUGUUUUCCUUCAUCAUACAGAUUACUGCUUAGUUCAAACCUUGACAUACAGCGUCUAAUGGUCUGUAAUUAAAUACGUUUAAAGUCUGUUUUGGACCUGUAGAAUCCACUACUAGUGUCCUUGUCUCUUUUCCUCCUUCGCCACUAACAGGUGGAAGGGCUGGAUAGUUUCAAUCAUUGAUUUCACCUAUCACGUCCACUCAGAUCAGUUGUCAGACUAUUGUAACUCAGCUGGAGGAGUUGGACCUUAAAGUUGGAAAUGUUUUAUCUCUGAGUUGGACUGUAGUAGUCUGGUCUGGAACAGUUCUUCACACUAUCUCCAGAAGAUGUUUAACAAGGCGGAAAAUGGUAUUCUAUGUGGAAAAUGGACCACAUCAUUUUAUAUACCUCAUGGAUGUCCAUUUGGGAUUGAUUUGGACUUAUACAAAUAUUUGCAAUGUUUCUACUAUGAACUAAAGAGCUUAGUGCUAUGGAGUGAUUUUGAACAUUCUAAUGUAUUUUCUUAUUUUUGUUGUUGUCUAUUUUACUGUAUUCAUAUUACUUGGGGUUAAACCUGUGGUAAUGACAUGUAAUGACAUGUAAUUUCCAAGUGGUAUCACAGAAAUGAUCACGGUCAAUUCAGAGAUUACCUGAGAUACCAAAACAGUGUUCAGUUGACCAUUGUAUGUUCAUUCUUAUAGAUCACAUUCCUCAAUCAUUGAGCUGUUAACUCUAACAUGAAAAUACACUACUGCCAUUUUUGCAUUAAUUGAAUUAUGUUCCUGGAACCAUUUAAUGUCUUAGUGAUGUGAAAGAUUCUGGUUGUGAGACUGUCAUUUCACGUGACCUCAAAUGUGUAGAACAGCUACGGUGAGGACCUGCACCACUACACUUAUGCUAAUUAUUCACUGUAAAAAAAAAUGCUCUGUCUAUAAUAUAUAUUGUAUUUAGUGUUACUCCAAUCCAUCAUGUAUGUGUUUUGUGGAAACAGAAUUUUGAAUUGUGACUGAAUGUUUAAUGGAUAUCRACUUGAAAGUGCCAUGUUGCUAUAAUAUAUUCAUGAUUCAUUUAUGAUACAACAAGAAAAAGGUCUUUGUCUUUUGUCUUAACUGUUGUUACUAUUGUUUGUAUUAUAAUUUCAAUUCAAGUAAAAUUGUAUAAUAAAAAAAAACACGAGUGUUGAAUACAUUUGGUGGCUCGGGUCAACCCGGUGACCCCUGGGCUCGAUGACAGACACCUGAGCGGGACGCAGAGUAGUACACCUGUGUGUGGGGGGCCAACAGGCCUUUGACACCAAACUGAUGACAGGAGGGGUGAGGAGGGCGGUUAGAGGGGGAGCUAGUCAUUGGCACAGGGACUAGUAGAGGAGAGAGUUAGUUAGGGGGGUGUCUGGUGUGACCAGGUGUGAUCCUAAGCAGAGUGUCGCCACUUGAGCUUGACCAGGUUUACUUGUUUGCUCUCCCAGUGAGCACCUAAACCUAGCAUGCAAAGAGCCUGCCUUCCUGCAAUGACUAAGGCCUGGGUUCAGUCCCAAUACGAGUUGUAGACAAUGGGGCUGUUAAACGCAAUUCCUGAUUGAGCAGCGUUUACCGUGAAUAUGAGCUCUAAGAACAUGAGGACAUUGCCUUUAAAGACCUGAUGGGAUUAACUCAGCAGGAUGGAGCACAGUACUAGUUUUGGGUGUGAUUCCUGCUUGGGCCACAUACAGCACAUACUUAUACUAAAUGUUUGUGUUAACUGUUAGUUACUUUCAUAGAACUGUUUACUUUGUAAUGUUAGUAUUAUGUUUCAAGUGUUCUCACAAUCUAGAGCUGUUCAGAAAAAAGUUGAUCUUUACAAAUAAAUAUUGUUUUUAUGUUUUACUUCCUUUACACACAAAAAGUUCAUCCGGUUCAAUAAAGGUUAUAUUUACAAGUACAAAAUUACAGUAUAAAACGAUACACGUCAAACAAUGUCCUUAUUACAUUUAUAUUAAAAAUAGUAAAAAAAUAUAUUCAAGAAUAUUGAUGGUUGGUUAUUCAGUGCAGAUGCUCCUGAGGAAAAAACAACAGGAAGUAGGCAACAGGAAUUGGAUUGAAAGACAUGGUUGGA